AUGCCGUCUUUGCCUCAAGAAAGAGUUAUUCAGGGACCCUCUCCCCUGGAUCUGAAUACAGAAUUGCCUUAUCAAAGCACAAUGAAAAGGAAAAUCCGAAAGAAGAAAAAGAAGGGAACCAUUACAGCAAAUGUUGCCGGGACAAAGUUUGAAAUUGUUCGUUUAGUAAUAGAUGAAAUGGGAUUUAUGAAAACUCCAGAUGAGGAUGAAACAAGUAACCUUAUAUGGUGUGAUUCUGCGGUUCAGCAGGAGAAGAUUGCAGAGCUGCAGAAUUACCAGAGGAUCAACCAUUUUCCAGGAAUGGGGGAGAUCUGUCGAAAGGAUUUCUUAGCAAGAAAUAUGACCAAAAUGAUCAAGUCCCGGCCUCUGGAUUAUACCUUUGUUCCUCGAACAUGGAUCUUUCCUGCUGAAUAUAUGCAAUUCCAGAACUACAUGAAGGAAUUGAAGAAAAAAAGAAAGCAGAAAACUUUUAUAGUAAAACCAGCUAAUGGUGCAAUGGGUCAUGGGAUUUCUUUGAUAAGAAAUGGUGACAAACUUCCAUCUCAGGAUCAUUUGAUUGUUCAAGAAUACAUUGAAAAGCCUUUCCUAAUGGAAGGUUACAAGUUUGAUUUACGAAUUUAUAUUCUGGUGACAUCGUGUGAUCCACUGAAAAUAUUUCUCUACCAUGAUGGACUUGUGCGAAUGGGAACAGAGAAAUACAUUCCACCUAAUGAGUCUAAUUUGACCCAGUUAUACAUGCAUCUAACAAACUACUCUGUGAACAAGCACAAUGAGCGUUUUGAAAGGGAUGAGACUGAAAACAAAGGGAGCAAACGUUCCAUCAAGUGGUUUACGGAAUUCCUACAAGCAAAUCAACAUGAUGUUGCUAAGUUUUGGAGUGAUAUUUCAGAGUUGGUUGUAAAGACUUUGAUUGUGGCAGAGCCUCAUGUCCUGCAUGCGUAUCGCAUGUGCAGACCUGGUCAACCUCCAGGAAGUGAAAGUGUCUGUUUCGAAGUCCUGGGAUUUGAUAUCUUGUUGGACAGAAAACUAAAGCCGUGGCUUCUGGAGAUUAAUCGUGCUCCAAGCUUUGGAACUGAUCAGAAAAUAGACUAUGAUGUAAAAAGGGGAGUGCUGCUAAAUGCGCUAAAGCUACUAAACAUCAGGACCAGUGAUAAAAGGAGAAACUUGGCCAAACAAAAAGCUGAAGCUCAAAGGAGGCUUUAUGGUCAAAAUUCAAUAAAAAGGCUCUUACCAGGUUCCUCAGACUGGGAACAGCAGAGACAUCAGUUAGAGAGGCGGAAAGAAGAGUUGAAAGAGAGACUCGCUCAAUUACGAAAGCAGAUUUUAAAAGAAGAACAUGAAAAUCGGCAUAUGGGGAAUUAUAGACGAAUUUAUCCUCCUGAAGAUAAAACUCUGCUUGAAAAGUACGAAAAUUUGUUGGCUGUUGCCUUUCAGACCUUCCUUUCAGGGAGAGCAGCUUCAUUCCAGCGAGAGCUGAAUAAUCCUUUGAAAAGGAUGAAGGAAGAAGAUAUUUUGGACCUUCUGGAACAAUGUGAAAUUGAUGAUGAAAAAUUGAUGGGCAAAACUGCCAAGCCUCGAGGACCAAAGCCUCUGUCCUCCAUGCCUGAGAGCUCUGAGGUAAUGAAAAGACAGAAAUACUACAGCAGUGACAGCAGUUACGACAGCAGCCGCAGUGCUUCAGAAUCCGAGGACAACGAGAAUGAAGAGUACCAAAAUAAGAACAGAGAAAAGCAAGUUACGUAUAACCUUAAACAGUCCAACAACUACAAAUUAAUUCAGCAAUCCAGCUCCAUUAGGCGCUCAGUCAGUUGCCCUCGGUCCAUCUCUUCUCAGUCACCUUCUAGCGCGGACAGCCGCCCCUUUUCUGCGCAACAAGUGAUACCAGCAUCCCGGCCAACUUCAGGGUCCCGGUCACAUUCUUUAAACCGUGCCUCCUCCUACAUGAGGCAUCUGCCUCACACUAAUGAUGCCAGCUCUCCUAACUCUCAGAUGAGUGAGUCUUUGCGGCAACUGAGAACAAAGGAACAAGAAGACGAUCUAACAAGUCAGACCUUAUUUGUCCUCAAGGACAUGAAGAUCCGGUUUCCAGGAAAAUCAGAUGCAGAAUCAUUACUUCUGAUAGAAGAUAUCAUUGAUAACUGGAAGUAUCAUAAAACAAAAGUGGCUUCAUAUUGGCUCAUAAAAUUGGACUCUGUAAAACAACGGAAAGUUUUGGACAUAGUAAAAACAAGUAUUCGUACAAUUCUUCCACGUAUCUGGAAGGUACCUGAUGUCGAGGAAGUAAGUUUGUAUCGGAUUUUCAACCGGGUUUUUAAUCGCCUACUCUGGAGUCAUGGCCAAGGACUGUGGAACUGUUUCUGUGAUUCAGGAUCCUCUUGGGAGAGUAUUUUCAGUAAAAGCCCGGAGGUGGUGACUCCUUUGCAGCUCCAAUGUUGCCAGCGCUUGGUUGAACUUUGUAAACAGUGCCUGCUAGUGGUUUACAAAUAUGCAACUGACUCAAGAGGAUCACUCUCAGGCAUUGGUACUGAUUGGGGUAAUUCCAGGUAUUUAUUACCAGGAAGUACACAAUUCUUCAUGAGAACACCAAACUACAUCUUGAAAUACAGUUCACCUGGAAUGACUCGCUCCAAUGUUUUGUUUACAUCCCGAUAUGGCCAUUUGUGA
Molecule: messenger RNA, 2664 nt
Organism: Neomonachus schauinslandi (Hawaiian monk seal)
Lineage: Eukaryota; Metazoa; Chordata; Mammalia; Carnivora; Phocidae
Gene: TTLL7
Product: tubulin tyrosine ligase like 7
Exons: 20
Coding region: 1-2664 (887 amino acids)
Biological process (GO): microtubule cytoskeleton organization; protein polyglutamylation
Cellular component (GO): cilium
Molecular function (GO): tubulin binding; tubulin-glutamic acid ligase activity
Source: RefSeq, a predicted model, not a curated record